Molecule: messenger RNA, 663 nt
Organism: Penicillium malachiteum
Lineage: Eukaryota; Fungi; Ascomycota; Eurotiomycetes; Eurotiales; Aspergillaceae
Product: Nonribosomal peptide synthetases (NRPS)
Exons: 3
Coding region: 1-663 (220 amino acids)
Biological process (GO): fatty acid metabolic process
Molecular function (GO): medium-chain fatty acid-CoA ligase activity
Source: RefSeq, a predicted model, not a curated record
AUGUUCCAAGCUAUGCUUACUCAUUCGAAGACUCUGGCCUCUCCAUUAAAACUUCAGCUUCGAAACGGCAUCAUCGCUGGAUCAAGUCUUGCCGAAACUCUGAUACGUAUGACGGAGCUUUCCUUUAUCAGCUUUUUGACCGACCCCUCUAAGGUUUCCUUGUUAUAUGAUCGGUCAUCUGUCGGCACUCCUCUAUUCCACACCUCCGCCAAAGUCGUGGACAGUGACUUGAAAAUAGUUCCAGCAGGGACCCGGGGAGAGCUUCUCGUAUCUGGAUAUCUCUUGUUCAGCGGAUAUUACAAAAAUCAACCGGAAACAGAUAAAGCGAUUUUCAGGGAUGCCAAGGGGCAGCCAUGGCUCAGGACUGGUGAUAUUGUAACCUUAAGCAAAUCCGGCGCUUGUAUGGUUGUGGGAAGAGUGAAAGAUUUGAUCAAGAAGGGAGGCGAAAGUAUUGCCCCAACAGACAUUGAAAAGAUUCUCGAGCAGCAUCCAGGCAUUGCUGCAACCGCUAUCACUGGAGUUCCAGAUGCUCGCUGGGGCGAGACCAUCGCCGCGUAUAUUCAGCGAGGGGAGGAAAUCGAGAUGAACUUAAAAACCAAGGACAUCAAAAUUUGGCUGAGGAACCGAGUGACCAGCCAUAAAAUUCCUGAUCAUGUUUUCUGA